AUGGCGACCGAAACAGCGCGUGCGCGGUUUGAGGCGGGAUGGAUUGGGCUAGCGCAAGGCAGGAACCGCCAGGUCAAGGAGGUCGCAUUCGUAUAUGAGCCGGACGGCCGGCCCAGCGGCCUGGCCUUUGCUGAGUUUGCCACGCGGGACGAGGCCCUGCAGGCCAUGUCCAAGAACGGGGCCUUCAUAGGGGAACGCUACGUGCGGCUGCUGCACGUGCCAAAACAGGAAAUGCUGGAGCAGGUCAGACUGGGCACGAUCGCGAUCCCCGGCAACGCCCACCGCCGCAGCCGCUUCCAGCAGCAGCAGCAGCAGCAGCAGGCCGCCCCCGGGCUGCACUUCAUGCACGGCGGCCCCGCCCUCAGCAGCCCCUUUGACCACUUUGCGCAGCGCGGCGCAGUGCAGCUGCCACACCUGCAGCAGCACCCGCACGCCGCGUACGGCGCCCAGAUAGACGCCCUCUCGCAGAUGGCGCGCGGCGGCGUGCAGGCGGUGCAGCAUGUGGUGCCGCAGCAGCUCCAGCAGCAGCACCAGCAGCCGCACCAGCAGCAGCCGCAGCUGCAGCAGCAGCAGCGCCUGGUGGAAUUCCAGCCCUACCCCCAGCAGCCCAACGGCGGCGGCGGGAUACACCUGGGUCACGCCGGGUCCGGCGUCCCGGUCAGCAACGCCGGCGGCGGCGGCAACGCGGUGAUGGGUGUUGCGGGCAUCCCGAUUUCCAUGCCCCUGGGCGUGACCAUGGCGCCGCAGUACGUGCAGAUCGGGCCUAACGGCGUGGCCGCGCUGCAGUUGGCGCAGCCGAUGGCCGGCGGCGGCGGGGGCGUGCAGGUGGCGCAGGUGGUGUCGCAGGACGGGCUGCAGAUUGCGAUGGCCGGGGCGCCGAUCGGGCUGCACCAGGUGCAGAUGGCCCCGCCCCACAUGGCGCUGGCCUACCAGCUUGGCGGCAUGACCCUCGGCGGCACGCCCCGCGGCGUGCAGCAGCAGCACAUGCAGCAGCAGCAGAUUGGUCAUCAGCAGCAGAUUAGUCAUCAUCAGCAGCAGCAGCACAGUCAGCACCAGCACAACCACCAGCACCACCAGCAGCAGCAGCAGCACCUGGGAUUACCCCAGGGCGCCGUACUCGCGCCGGCCGGCGCCCACAUCAUGGCGUGCGCCGCGCCGGCGCCGGCGGGGCCGCAUCAGAACGGCUACGCCGCGGCGGGCCGCCUCAUGGUCGGGCAGUCCGGCAGUCCGGGCGGGCAGGCGCCUGUCAUGGUCAUCGGCACCGAGUCAAAGACGGUCAAGAUCAGGGGGCUGCCGUUCCGCGCGACGCCGCUCGACAUCUUCAACUUUUUUGAGGGCAUGCCUAAGCCGCCCUCUCCGCUCCCGUGCGGUCCCUCCCACGCCGCGGGCCACAUCGUCCACCCGCGGCAGCGACAGUGA
Molecule: messenger RNA, 1419 nt
Organism: Monoraphidium neglectum
Lineage: Eukaryota; Viridiplantae; Chlorophyta; Chlorophyceae; Sphaeropleales; Selenastraceae
Exons: 7
Coding region: 1-1419 (472 amino acids)
Cellular component (GO): ribonucleoprotein complex
Molecular function (GO): nucleic acid binding
Source: RefSeq, a predicted model, not a curated record